CAGCGCCGCGGGGCGCCCGUGGCUGCGGCUGCGGCUGCGGCGCGCCCAUGUGAGCCCCGGCCGCGGCGUGCCCGCCCGCGGCGCGGAAGGCUGCGCACCCUCCGGCCGUGCGCCCCGGCGGCGGCGGCGGCGGGAGCAGGAGGAGGCCGUCGGGGCAGUGCUGAAGUGAGCAUGGUGUCCUGGCGGCGGAGGCCGGGGCCCGGCCUGGCGCGGCUGUGGGGCUUGUGCUGCCUGGUGCUGGGCUGCUGGCCGGGUGCGCUGAGCUGCCCCGCGUCCUGCGGGUGCAGUUCCUGGCGGAUCUGGUGCACGGGAUCGUCGCCGGGCAUCGCCUCCUUCCCCGUGCCGCAGAGGAGCGCCGAGGGCGACAAUGUGACCGAGAUUUACAUCGCAAACCAGCCAAAUUUGGAAAGUAUCAACGACAAUGAGGUUGGAUUUUAUGUCGGACUUAAAAAUCUGACCGUGGUGGAUUCAGGCCUAAGAUUUGUGUCCCGUCAUGCGUUUGUGAAAAAUGUGAACCUACAAUACAUCAAUUUAUCCAGAAACAAGCUCUCAAGUUUGUCCAAGAAGCCUUUUCGCCAUCUGGGUUUGUCUGAUCUGAUAUUGGUGGACAAUCCGUUCAAGUGUUCCUGUGAAAUCAUGUGGAUCAAGAAAUUCCAAGAGACCAAGUUUUACACAGAAACUCAGGACUUAUAUUGCAUAGAUGACAACAAUAAGAGGACAGCCUUGCUGGAUAUGAAGGUCCCGAACUGCGACUUGCCCUCAGCGAACUUAAGCAAUUACAACAUCACCGUGGUGGAAGGAAAGAGCAUCACGUUGUACUGUGAUACUACUGGUGGGCCACCCCCAAAUGUGUCCUGGGUGGUAACUAAUCUUGUUUCAAACCAUGAGAGUGACACAAAUAAGAAUCCUGCCUCUCUCACCAUCAAGAAUGUAUCAUCAAUGGACAGUGGACUGGAGAUUUCCUGUGUAGCAGAGAACAUUGUGGGAGAGGACCAAGCCUCUGCUGAGCUUACGGUAUUCUUUGCACCAAAUAUCACAUUUAUUGAGUCUCCAACCCCGGACCACCACUGGUGCAUUCCAUUCACUGUGAAAGGGAACCCUAAGCCCACAUUGCAGUGGUUCUAUGAAGGAGCUGUACUGAAUGAGUCUGAAUACAUCUGUACUAAAAUACACGUUAUCAAUCAAAGUGAAUACCAUGGCUGCCUUCAGCUGGACAAUCCUACACACCUGAAUAAUGGUGCUUAUACCUUGCUUGCAAAGAAUGAUUAUGGAGAGGAUGAAAAACGAGUUGAUGCUCAUUUCAUGUCAGUGCCUGGAGAUGGUAGUGGCCCAAUUUUGGAUCCAGACGUUUAUGAGUAUGAAACCACCCCUAAUGAUCUUGGAGAUGCCACAAAUAACAGUAAUCAAAUCACUUCAACGGAUGUUUCCAACAAAGAGAACGAAGAUAGCAUCACUGUGUACGUUGUGGUGGGAAUUGCAGCACUGGUGUGCACUGGCUUAGUAAUAACCCUCAUUAUUCUGAAGUUUGGAAGACACUCUAAGUUUGGGAUGAAAGGUUUUGUUUUAUUUCAUAAGAUCCCACUGGAUGGGUAAAUGAAAUAAAGAAAAGAUGAGAGAGGGGCUGUUGAGCUUGUGGAAUCUGUGUGCUGCACUGUAGGGAGUGGACAAUGUUCUUGCCCAGUGAAGUGCCACCUCCCUUGGAUUUCUCUUUUAAACAUUGGUUAUGUUUGGAGAACUAUAGAAGUACAUUCAAAUCAGUAGCUGUUUUUCCAAGAGCAGGGAAAAGCAAAGCCCUGAGGCAGCUAAAAAAACUCAAGAAAGACCAGAAAUAAGCUACCACACCCUUUCCCAUUGCCUUGUCCUCAUUGUGUCUUCCAAAAUUACAUUGAAAUGAAAUGAUAUUGUUUCCUCUGUCAAUUUUUUUCUGUUCAAACUUAACUGGAAAGAUGUUGUUUUUAUAAAUAAUAUUUAUCAAAGGUGAACUGCAAAGCUGCUUUUAUUUUGCUGAAUUAAAGCCUCUGCAAAAUUUCUACAAUGCUUAGUUUGAGUGUGUGUGCAAGCUCACUGAUUUCAGUGGGAAUGCUCACAUCCUUAAAGUUAAGUUUUUGUAUAUUUGCAGGACAUGUUCUUAACUCCUGAAGCAGUAAAUUGCAGAGCUGGCCCUGCAAUUCUUAUUAUGUAUGUAGUUCCACUGACUUUACCAUGAAGGUGGGGAGUCGAAGCUAUGUACAGAAAGGUGGCAAUACUGUUUGGUGUGUUUGGGUAUUGAACCAGUGCCAUCAGUUGGACAUUCAGUUAGGUUGUGCUUGUUCGAGAUAGUCCCUAAGUUUGAAUAAGCAUACAAAUCUGUAGUGGGCCAGAAUGCUGAUUCUGAGCCAAGACCAAGAAUAACAGCAGUAUGUGGCUGGUCCUUCAGAUGUAGACUUAGAAACUUGUUUAACUGUCCAUAUUUAACUGCGAAGUGUGCUUCAGAAUGUGCUUCACUAUACUGCAGGGAGGAGUCUACUGUAACAAGUAAAGCUAAAUGAAGGCAUGAGCAUAUUUCAAGAGCAGGGCUGCAUUUAGAUAUAGUACUAGAAAUUAAUUUUCAUUUGAUUUACGUAUCAAAUCCUGAGGGUCUACUUUGAUCUUUUCAGUUUAGGGAAUUGUUAGAAGUAUGAAGGUUCAAGUUUGGUUUUUUUUAACUGAGAGUUAACUACAAAGGCUAGUAGUGAAAGACUGAGGUAGAGGCUUAUGUUUCUGUGUAUUCUGGUUAAGUUUUUGAGAUACAAUUUGAAUUUAAUUCCUUAAAAUUAUGUUUAGUGAAAAAGAAGAGAUGGUAUUAUUUUGUCCCUAAUGUAUUUGCUUUUCGCUGUUACAUGUUUUUAAUUUCAGCCAUUUCACUCUUCCAUUGUAACACUAUUGCCUUUUCUUUUACUGCAGUCUUUUAAGGCCAUACACCAUCCCUCCCUUUAUACAGUACUGUUUUGACUAUUUCAUUCUGUAUUUACUUGCGUUUUGCCUUCUAAGACUCAUAAUCCUUCAGCUUUUUUCUUGUGUUUUCUUGAGGCUCUUGCAUCCAAGUUCUUUAUUCCUGCUGUGCUCAAGAUUCAGAAAUGUCCUUAUUAGUCAAGAAACAUGUCCACAUUUGCAUUCUUGUAGGCCCAUGUAGGGAAAUACUUCCUUUCCCUUUCCACUAGUUAGGGAAGAGGAGGUGCAGUUGCUAAAAAUCUAUCCCAAAGAUGUAUUCUGCUCCCCACAUUAAAGAAGAGGACAGAGCUGGAACUCUACUGAUGACCUAGGAAUCGUGUUGUCUUUGUCACCCUGCAUAUACUGUGGUGAUUUGGGAAGGGAUGGCAGCAAUUAAAGAUAUCCAUCAUAGUUCCUGUUUGAAGUUAGAUGUCAUCAACCGCUUUGCUGUUCCUGAGAAAGAGUAUUAGGAAUGUCUGCCUUUUUCCUCCCUAAAUCUGUGUGGACAUGGUCUUAUUUUCCAGAGAUCUUAACUUUCUCUUCUGCUUACUGGUUUACUUUUAGCUUUCUUUUAAUUAUUUCCCUCUCGGACUUCUUGCUUAUCCAUGAGUCUGUCCUCCUGCUGAAGUAAUAUCUGAUGUCAUAGAGCUGAUUCUAAAUCAGUAGACGAUCAUCUAGUGGCAAUGUUUGAACUAAAGUCAGUGGACUUACAUCAGACACAUGUUGGAUCAUGAGCAGUGCUUGACCCAGUAGCCCAAAUUCCAGUUUGAAGUUUUGCUGGGAUAAAGUCAGCAUAUUUCAGUUAUGUGUUUGCAAUUUAUUGCCAAAUUAAUGAGGUGAGAAUCAGAACCAUUUUAUUUUGGCAGGGGAAAAGCAAACUUGCAAAGCUGGAAUUUGGCAGUUGACUUUCGAAAUAUUUAAUUUUAAAAGAUAGUUCUUUCUGAUUCAUAAUAUUUAUAUGCAUAAAUAUGCACAGUUAUUGAUUGGGGAUUUUACAUAAUUUUUUUGUAAUUUAUUUUGUAGCACUUUGCAGUUCAUCUUUAUUGGAUAGGGGUAGGCUUGACCUUCAAAUGUUUCAGAAUGUACUGACACAGUAUUUUGGAUUUUAUGUAAUCAUGGAGGUAACUUUAAUAAACAACAACUGAUCUAUGCACCAUUGAAAUAUAUAUAUAUUUUUAUAUCUGUAUUGUAGAAUAUCCUUCUUACAUAUUUUGUACUACAUUAUGUUAGACACUCAGUACAUUAUUACUAGAUGCAGAUAUUCACAGAACAUUAUGGAUUACAGCACGUGAUUUGUUACUAAUAAUGUCUUAGCACAGAUGUUUAAUGCCUGAUGGAAAAAGACUACAUGUUCCUAAAAUGGUUUCUUUUCACUAUGUGGACAGAGCCUCUUAAAGCUAAGGGAGCUAAACUUUUAACAGGGAAAUUAUGAUACUCACUAGCUUCUGUCUUUCAGCUUGAUUGUAAGUGACAUUGCUUGUAACUGUAGAGAUUCUGAUCUGCCCAAAUGGUGUUGGUUUACAAAGGGCUCACUUAAUUACAAAUUCUUGACCUCCUUAAAAUAAAGUGAGACUGAAACUAAAAAUAAUAGAGGAACCAUUAACAUGGUAAAAGUUGAUGAACAUCCAGGAUUUGACAUUAAAAAGCUUUUAUAUUGUUUUACUGAGCAAUAAAAAAGGCUAUGAAAUGUCUAAAGGCAGAGUUGCUAUUUUUUUUCACUGUGCCAGACAUAUGAAACUAUAAUAAAAGCAUAUUUCUAAGGUUCUGCUAGAAGGGGUGUAUUUGUUCUAGAUUUUAUUUUAGAUAGACAUUUAAUAUGCUCAGAGACAUGUUGAGAUAAGCUGUUGAGCAGUUUGAUGGGCAGAUUAGUUGGAGGCCUGGAGAGGAAGCACUGCUGGUGACGUUUUGGUGUGAGGCAGGUCAUGUCAGUUAAAUAAACCUGUUUCUGUUGAAUGUGGUGGAAGUUUGACCAGUGUCCAGGUCUACGUUGUAAUGAAGUGCAUUGUUCCCAGGCAGAGGUCAGAGCUGUGCUUGCUGCAGCUGCCUGUCAUGAAAAAUGAGGUGGGAGCAGUUGCAAAAUGUCUGUUCCUGAAGAAAGCUGUCUAGGGACCACCUCUUUUUUAAUGGGAGUCCUGGAAGCUCACAGCCAGGGCAGACUGAGGCUGCUAUGAGAUAUUUUCAUGGCAAUAUGUGCCUUGAGUAUCCUAACCUGUGAAAGGCAGUCUUCAUCCUUUCAGCUGCCUUUGUCUACCAGCUGGAUCUCUCCCAGGCAGCAGUGAAGAAAAACAUGCAUUGCAGUGGGAGCAAGAUCAAGAUCCUUGGGAACAGCAGACAGUGCCAAGAAAACCUGUGGACAGCUAGUUGAAAACAAUUUUACUUCAAAUAGUUCUUGUGGGGAUUGCUUUUUCUUUUUUGACUGUAGGCAGAAGCAUUAAAAAUCAAUGUUUUCCUAAGAAAGCAAAUUCCUAAGCCUGUUUUUUCAAAAGUUUUAGAACAUAUGGAAUUUUGUCAUAUGAAAAUGACCAGUACAAUUCCAAGUGGCUCUCUAUACAGCAGCCUUCAUGCAAAGUUUUUCAAUCCCUUUACCCAGCUGUCCAUGUUAAUGUUAAUGUUCUCAAUUAAUUAUCAGCAUGAUGACCAUCAAUUCAUUUGCAUAUAUUUUAAUGGUUAAAAUCUUGCAAAUGAUUUGUAAAGUUGGAAGCUAUUAUCCAACAUAUAAAAAUCAUCCCUUCUGAGCUCUUUUUAAUUCAGCCAUCUUUUUCUAGUUAGUAAAUUUAUUAAUAAUAAUUAUUAAUAAUAAUAUUCUAUUAUUUGAAAUAUUUAAAAAGUUAUUAGUGCAUUAGGACUGUGCAGCAAAGUAUUUUGUUCAUGUUUAUUUCAAAAGAAAAUCCCAAAAGCUUAUGAGGAGGCUCCUAGUAUUAUCUUUGUCUCCAUCAUUCUCUCUGGCUUCUUAUCUUCCUUCCAACUUUUGAUGGUUCUGUUUUCCGUUCUUCAGAGAGCUCAAUGUCCUACUUUGUGAAUGGUUGUAAGUUCUCCUCUUCUUCGGGCACAAAUGUGCAAGGUCCUGGAAUAUCCUUUGAAGGACUUUGCCAUCAUUAUGUGAUGGUGUAAAGUGUUUCAGGUUAUAAUGUAGGUCCAUGUGCGAGAUUUUCGUCAUCUGAUCUCCAGAGCAAGAGUUUUUGGGUGGUUGGAAGUACUGAAUACAAAUGCAAUGUCAUAGGGUGCACAGAGAAUGCUGGUGCUGUGUAUUUCAUCUGUCACAGCCCGUUUCAUUGUUCCACUUCCAUAGUUUGUGUAUCCCCAAACUUUUGAAGCUGGCUUCCAUUUGCUUUGUUUUUCUUUUGUUCAUACAGAUUAAAUCUGUUCUAAAGAUAGGAAAUGAUGCAUUGAUUGGAAAUAAAUGUAUCUGUUAGCUUCAGAAGCAUGUAUGUGACUGAACUUGCAGGACAUGGUACUGUGUUUUAAUCAGUCUCGAGAUUAAUUGGUUGACUUACUUUCAUCAAAAAAAGCACAGUAGAUUGGAAGAACCCACAUUGGAGUGUGUACUGUUUUGGUAUGGACAUGCUAUAUCCUUCUAAUUAUAAUAGCAGCCUUCCAUGACUAGCUAUAUUUUUGCAGCUGCAAGGAGUGUGUUGGAUAAGCACGUGUCCUGGCCUGGAGCAGAGUUGUAGGCAGCAUAGAGCCAAACUGCUUUCAUUUUGAAGAGGGCCAUUUCCCCCCAGUCUCUAGAGACAGCAAGUCACACACAGCAGGGUUACUGAGCAGAUUACUUCUUAAUAUAGGAGGAGACUUGUCUCCUUGCAUACACAUUUUUACUGUUACUUUGCUCCUCAGCUGGAAUGAACAACCAUAUAAAAUUUCAAGGAACUAUUGAUGUUCAAGCAAGUAAAGGGUAAAGUAAUGGCUUUCUUAUGAUAGCUUUGUUUUUCCUUUGAUGUAAGCAAAGUAGGGCUCCCUUGUCAGGUAUGUCCACCAAACAGAAAAAAAACCCUGAUUUCUUCCCUGAGAGUUUUUUAAUGCAUCUAUUUCAUUGGUAUUACUGACUUUAUUAGUGUGCGAGCAUAGGUGGGGCUGCCACACCACUGCACAAACCUAAGACAAGAGUUUUUAACAAAUACACUUCAAAAAUCUUUCACUGCCAUUCAUAGCUCCCUGUUCCUGAGUCUUUUUUUAUAUUUCAGGCACCACUUAAAAACAGGAAGAGUCAUUCAGUUGAUAUCAAAGUACAGAACUUCAACAUUCUUUCCUAAAAUACUUUUUUCACAAAUGAAACUAAGUAAAUUAUAGCAAAAAAUGGCCUUCUACCAUAGCAUCACAUUAUGGAAUGGAAGUAGCAGGACAAGAGGCAAUGGGCACAAACGGAUGCACAGGAAGUUCCUCGUGAACACGAGGAAUAACUUAUUUGCUGUGCAGGUGACCAAGCACCGGCACAGACUGUCUAGAGAGGUUGUGGAGUCUCCCUCACUGGAGAUACUCAAGAAUCCUCUGGAUACAAUCCUGUGCCCUGUGCUCUAGGAUAACCCUGCCCGAGCAGGGAGGUUGGACCAGAGGACCCACUGUGGUCGCUUUUCAGCCUGACCCAUUCUGUGAUUCUGUGGUAUAAAAAUUACUUGCUGUCAUCCAUCAGCAAGCUGUGAGUCUUUUCUCCCCCUCUUCACUCUAAUUCUUGGUGUUGAAACUGUUUCAUGUUUCUUGCAAGUAACAGACAACCACUGUUUUUAUUCCCAAAUGCUACCAUUAUAGUUUGGCAAUCUAUAAAAAAUGUAUUAGAUGAACUUACUUUUAACAGACCAAUAAAGUUCUAUAAUUUCAUAUAAUUGUAUCUUUCACUACCUGUAAAUUGAUCACAUCUUGUAUUUCAUUAGUAAUAGUGCAGUGCAUUAAAAAUAUGUCAAUCUUUGAGUUCCUUACCUGUUACCUGUUGUUAUAUUAUUGUUGUCUUUGUGUUCUGAUAAAAAGUGAAAUUCAUCUCCUUAUUUAUAUUUUUAUAGCAUCAUUAAUGGUUUUUCUAUUUAUAAAGCACCCUCCCCCAA
This is a messenger RNA of Prinia subflava (tawny-flanked prinia), 7982 nucleotides long. RefSeq names its product neurotrophic receptor tyrosine kinase 2 (gene NTRK2). Gene Ontology annotation, molecular function: brain-derived neurotrophic factor binding; brain-derived neurotrophic factor receptor activity; ATP binding. Gene Ontology annotation, biological process: protein phosphorylation; positive regulation of neuron projection development; cellular response to brain-derived neurotrophic factor stimulus. The transcript is spliced from 12 exons. The record is from RefSeq and is a predicted model, not a curated record. NCBI's taxonomy places the organism in Eukaryota, Metazoa, Chordata, Aves, Passeriformes, Cisticolidae. The coding region runs from base 172 to 1593 and encodes 473 amino acids. Gene Ontology annotation, cellular component: signaling receptor complex; axon; plasma membrane.